AUGCGUGUCUCAGUCGUUCAGACAUGUACUCAGGCCUACGACCUCACCGCUACUCUGAACAAGCUUGAAGAAAUGACAAAGAUGGCUCGGGACCGCGACGACUCAGAGCUUGCGGUGUUCCCAGAGGCGUUCAUUGGAGGCUAUCCAAAAUAUUCAACUUUUGGAGCUGUGGUUGGCGAGCGCUCUCUUGAAGGUCGCGACGAGUAUGUUCAAUACCACACUGGUGCUAUUAAAGUUCCAUCUGCUGCUACUGCUCGCGUGGAGGAGAUUUCUCGGGAAACUGGGGUCUUCUUGGUGGUCGGAGUGAUUGAACGUGAAGGGGGUUCACUUUAUUGCACUGUGAUAUUUGUGUCUCCCUCUCAAGGGCUGUUGGGAAAGCACCGCAAAAUAAUGCCAACCGCCGCAGAACGCUUGAUAUGGGCUCAAGGCGAUGGGUCUACGCUUCCAGUGUUCGAAGCUCAGUUCUCAGAUUCCAAAUCUGCAAAAAUUUCAGCAACGAUCUGCUGGGAAAACUACAUGCCCCUAUUGCGUUACCACUAUUACUCGUUGGGCACUCAGUUAUACUGCGCGCCAACGGUAGAUGCACGCGAAACUUGGCAAUCGACUAUGAUGCAUAUUGCAUUGGAGGGUCGCUGCUUCGUUCUGGCAGCUUCACAGUUUGCGCAAGAAAAAGACUAUCCUGCUGACCACCCAGUAGCCAGUGAUACACGCAGCCCCGAAAACAUAAUGAUAGCGGGUGGAAGCGUCAUUAUUAGCCCCCUUGGUAAAAUUUUGGCGGGCCCUUUGAGGGAUGAAGAGGGUGUAUUGACCGCAGAAAUCGAUUUAGACGACGUUGUAAGAGGUAAAUUCGACUUGGAUGUUUGUGGAAACUACGCCAGACCAGAUAUUUUCCGUCUCACUGCCUCGGAAAUGAAUCCGUGUCACACAAAAUCACGCCAACGUUCUUGCUCUGAACCUCCUACCGAGCCAUCGUCUUCAAUGUCUGACUCGUAUUCGAAUGGAGUGGCGAAUGCCUCGACACCCUCUCUUCCCAAUACUCUCCCCUCCAUCAUACGCAAAAAGCUCAUGGGCUACGUCGGGUUUGCCAACCUGCCCAACCAAGUCCACAGGAAGAGCGUAAGGAAGGGCUUCCAGUUCACUGCCAUGGUCGUCGGCGAGUCGGGGCUCGGUAAAUCCACCCUCAUCAACACUCUCUUCAACACAACCCUUUAUCCUCCCAAGGAGCCGCUCCCUCCAUCUGCUGAGCGCCCUACAACGGUGUCCAUUGAAAGCAUUGGUGCUGACAUUGAGGAAAACGGUGUGCGCCUCCACUUGACUGUCGUCGACACCCCUGGCUUUGGUGACUUUGUCAACAACGACGAAAGCUGGAAGCCCAUUCUGGAAAAUAUCGAGUCGCGCUUCGACUCCUUCCUUGAACAGGAAAACCGCGUCAACCGAACCAAGGUCGUCGACAACCGUGUUCACGCAUGUCUGUAUUUUAUACAAGCCACUGGUCACUCUUUAAAAGAGAUUGACAUCGAGUUCAUGCGGAGACUGCACAACAAAGUGAACCUGAUACCUGUCAUUGCCAAAGCAGACACCAUGACUGACGAGGAAGUCGCCGAAUUCAAAGAGCGGGUUCUUUCGGACAUCGCCCACCACAACAUCCAUAUCUUCCAAGCGCCAACCUACGACAACGAGGAUGAAGAGACCAUUGCGGAGGCCGAGGAGAUUGCCAGCAAAAUUCCGUUUGCUGUCGUUGGGUCAGAUAAAAUUGUCACCACUCCGGACGGUCGGCAAGUACGUGGACGAGCAUACCCCUGGGGUGUUGUCGAGGUAGACAACGAGGAGCACUGCGACUUUGUCAAACUUCGCCAAAUGCUCAUUCGAACAUACAUGGAGGAGCUCAGGGAAUAUACCAACGAUGUUCUUUACGAAAACUGGCGAACGGAGAAACUACUUGGAAUGGGCGUUGCUCAAGACUCCUCAGUGUUCAAGGAGAUCAACCCUGCCGCCAGAAUGCAAGAGGAGCGAGUUCUGCACGAGGCCAAGUUGGCCAAAAUGGAGGCUGAGAUGAAGAUGGUUUUCCAACAGAAGGUCCAAGAAAAGGAGUCCAAGCUCAAACAGUCCGAGGAGGAGCUUUACGCGCGUCACAAGGAGAUGAAAGAUGCAUUGGAGAAACAGCGAACUGAUCUCGAAGAGAAGAAGCGGAAAAUCGAGAGCGGGCGCCCAAUCACCCCCCGAGAAAAACACUACUGGGAGACGAAAGGGUUUCUUGCGCACCUAAACAGCUUACCAUAUCCAUUGACAUUUUUUUCCCUACGGCGUGCUUUUCCAAAGUUUGGCUGUACAUAUCAUAUUCCCCUCGUACUCACUCGUUCUUGA
Mycena indigotica is the source of this 2364-nucleotide messenger RNA. RefSeq lists its product as uncharacterized. Gene Ontology annotation, cellular component: cell division site; septin complex; septin ring. Gene Ontology annotation, molecular function: GTP binding; GTPase activity; molecular adaptor activity. The coding region runs from base 1 to 2364 and encodes 787 amino acids. The transcript is spliced from 16 exons. The record is from RefSeq and is a predicted model, not a curated record. Gene Ontology annotation, biological process: cytoskeleton-dependent cytokinesis. Lineage: Eukaryota; Fungi; Basidiomycota; Agaricomycetes; Agaricales; Mycenaceae.